This is a messenger RNA of Penicillium canariense, 798 nucleotides long. RefSeq lists its product as uncharacterized. The transcript is spliced from 3 exons. The coding region runs from base 1 to 798 and encodes 265 amino acids. The record is from RefSeq and is a predicted model, not a curated record. NCBI's taxonomy places the organism in Eukaryota, Fungi, Ascomycota, Eurotiomycetes, Eurotiales, Aspergillaceae.
AUGGACGACAUGGAGUACCUUCCAAAGGUGAUCGAUGAGAAGAUCACUACAUGCGGCAGGAAUUCGGGCUCCUCUCUUUUCCCCCCUCGGGACUGGACCGUCAUGAACAAGAUAAGUGAGCAUCCAGUCCCGGUGGACAUAGAGGAUUUCGAGGAUGGCCGGGGCCCCGCCUUCACCAGUGGACGAUAUCUUUGUCGCUUUGCUGGUGCCGGCGGCAAGUUCAUGCACGCCUUUAUGCGCAUUGAAAAGCAGAUUCCUCUGGCUGGUACUACAUUUGAAAGACCUAGUGUUCGGCAGCAACAGGCCAGCCAGCCACCUGAUAACGUGGAGCUACAAGCCUUGAAGCAUUUUACAGAGGAAAAGGGCACUGCUGCCCCCAAACUCCUUGGAUAUCUAAUCGACAAACAAGACGCAAACGACCUUGUCCCUGGCGGAUAUAUCAUCUACCUUGUAUGGGAAAAGGUCCGAGGAGUUCCCCUCGAUCCCGAGAAGUUCUGGAGUUGUCGCCGCGAUCAGCGAAAUCUCAUCCGUGAGAAUUUCAGAAAGGCCUACAAAGAAAUUAUGAGUGCUGGAUACGACCUGGUCUUGCCGACUUCGAAAAACAUCAUAAUCAACUGGGCCACAAAUGAUGUCACAAUCUCCGGUUUCAGGGGAGCUGUCCGUACAGACCCGGACGAGGAAUGGGAUGACCGCGAUUUCGGGAGUUUUUGCCUGGUCCAAACUUCCUCGUGGUGCAAGAAGUACGUUCCCAUUAAGGCGGAGGAUGUCCAAGAUGACGAAAAUGGCUGGAGGUGGUGA